Molecule: messenger RNA, 1557 nt
Organism: Gorilla gorilla gorilla (western lowland gorilla)
Lineage: Eukaryota; Metazoa; Chordata; Mammalia; Primates; Hominidae
Gene: UNC5CL
Product: unc-5 family C-terminal like
Exons: 8
Coding region: 1-1557 (518 amino acids)
Biological process (GO): positive regulation of JNK cascade; positive regulation of canonical NF-kappaB signal transduction; netrin-activated signaling pathway
Cellular component (GO): membrane
Molecular function (GO): protein binding; netrin receptor activity
Source: RefSeq, a predicted model, not a curated record
AUGUGCCCCCAGGAGAGUUCAUUCCAACCCUCCCAGUUCCUACUGCUGGUGGGGGUCCCAGUGGCAAGUGUCCUCCUUCUGGCCCAAUGCCUUCGAUGGCACUGCCCUAGAAGGCUGCUGGGGGCCUGCUGGACACUGAAUGGUCAAGAGGAACCAGUGUCCCAGCCUACCCCCCCACCAGAAAACGAGGUCUCAAGGCAGCACCUGCCAGCCACACUGCCAGAGAUGGUUGCCUUCUACCAGGAGCUACACACACCCACUCAAGGCCAGACCAUGGUCCGCCAGUUGAUGCACAAACUGUUGGUGUUUUCGGCUCGAGAGGUGGAUCACCGCGGCGGUUGCCUGAUGCUCCAGGAUACAGGCAUCUCCUUGCUCAUCCCACCAGGUGCUGUGGCUGUGGGCCGCCAGGAGCGGGUAUCUUUGAUCCUGGUGUGGGACCUGUCGGACGCCCCAUCGCUGUCCCGAGCCCAGGGGCUGGUAAGCCCUGUGGUGGCAUGUGGCCCCCAUGGGGCCUCCUUCCUGAAGCCUUGCACUCUCACAUUCAAACACUGUGCCGAGCAGCCCAGCCAUGCUCGCACCUACAGCAGCAACACUACCCUGCUGGAUGCCAAGGUAUGGAGGCCCCUGGGGCGGCCGGGGGCCCACGCCUCCCGGGAUGAGUGUCGCAUCCACCUCUCCCACUUCAGCCUCUACACCUGUGUGCUGGAGGCACCUGUGGGGCGCGAAGCCCGCAAAUGGCUGCAGCUGGCCGUAUUCUGCUCACCGCUGGCGCCAGGACAGUCCCACCUGCAACUGCGUAUCUACUUCCUCAACAACACGCCCUGCGCCCUGCAGUGGGCACUGACCAACGAGCAGCCCCAUGGUGGGCGCCUGCGUGGGCCCUGCCAGCUCUUCGACUUCAGUGGGGCUAGGGGCGACCAGUGCCUGAAGCUCACGUACAUCUCAGAGGGUUGGGAGAAUGUGGAUGACAGCAGUUGCCAGCUGGUUCCCCAUCUCCACAUCUGGCAUGGAAAGUGCCCCUUCCGUUCCUUCUGCUUCCGGAGAAAAGCAGCCAAUGAGAAUGAGGACUGUUCAGCACUAACCAAUGAGAUCAUUGUCACCAUGCACACCUUCCAGGAUGGCUUGGAGACCAAGUAUAUGGAAAUCCUCAGAUUCCAGGCAUCAGAGGAGGAAUCCUGGGCAGCGCCACCACCUGUUUCUCAGCCGCCCCCAUGCAAUAGGCUGCCCCCAGAGCUCUUUGAGCAGCUGCAGAUGUUGUUGGAGCCAAACAGCAUCACCGGCAAUGACUGGCGCAGACUGGCCUCCCACCUGGGGCUUUGUGGCAUGAAGAUCCGGUUCCUGUCCUGCCAGCGCAGCCCCGCAGCGGCCAUCCUGGAGUUGUUUGAGGAGCAGAACGGCAGCCUGCAGGAGCUGCACUACCUCAUGACCGUCAUGGAGCGGCUAGACUGCGCCUCCGCCAUCCAGAACUACCUGAGUGGGACACACGGCGGCAGCCCAGGCCCCGAGCGCGGGGGCGCCCGGGAUAACCAGGGCCUGGAGCUGGACGAGAAGCUCUGA